Molecule: messenger RNA, 1054 nt
Organism: Hippocampus comes (tiger tail seahorse)
Lineage: Eukaryota; Metazoa; Chordata; Actinopteri; Syngnathiformes; Syngnathidae
Gene: kctd6b
Product: potassium channel tetramerization domain containing 6b
Exons: 3
Coding region: 217-930 (237 amino acids)
Biological process (GO): protein homooligomerization
Molecular function (GO): protein binding
Source: RefSeq, a predicted model, not a curated record
GUGUGUGUGUGUGUGUGUGCGUGCGUGCGUGUGUCUAGGAUCGCUUGGCUGCGGUGAACAUCCUUGACUGACUGGCAUCUGCAACGCUAAAAAUCAACGUCAUGCUGCACUUUUGGGUCGAAAGAAGACGAAUCCAAAAGAGCGAGUCGUGAAUUGAGCCAAACCACGUUUGCUGCUCCGUGUUUUGGUCCUGACCAAGUGUGUUUUUGUCUACAAAUGGAUAAUGGAGGCUGGGGCCAUAGGAUGACUACUCCUGUUACCUUAAACGUAGGAGGUCACCUGUACACAACCAGCUUGUCCACACUGCAGCGUUAUCCUGACUCCAUGUUGGGCGCCAUGUUCCGGGGAGACUUCCCAACAGCUCGCGACUCCCAUGGAAAUUACUUCAUUGACCGCGACGGGACACUUUUCAGGUACAUCCUGAACUUCCUGCGGACGUCGGAGCUAACCCUCCCGGCUGACUUCACAGAGACAGAUCUGCUGAGGAAAGAGGCCGACUUCUACCAGAUUGAACCCUUGAUCCACUGCCUAAGCGAUCCCAAGCCUCUGUACCCUCCGGACAUCUUUGAGCAGGUUGUGGAGCUUUCCAGCACACGCAAACUGUCCAAAUACUCCAACCCAGUAGCAGUCAUCAUCACACAGUUAACCAUAACGACAAAGGUCCAUGCUCUGCUCGAGGGCAUUUCCAACAACUUCACCAAGUGGAACAAACACAUGAUGGACACCAGAGACUGCCAGGUGUCUUUCACCUUCGGGCCAUGUGACUAUCAUCAGGAGGUGUCCCUGCGAGUUCAUCUCAUGGACUACAUCAUGAAACAAGGCUUCACCAUCCGAAACACGCGUGUGCACCACAUGAGCGAGCGGGCCAAUGAGAACACAGUAGAGCAUCACUGGACUUUCUGUCGACCGGCUCAAAUCGUUGAAGACUGAUUUAUUCAUUGCAUAAAGGGAGUAUUUUCAAUUCUUCCAUAAGAAUGUUGUUGUUGUCCUCAACCAAUUAAGACUGUAUUUAUAGACUCACCCACUCCAUACUGCCCCAUGUGUAAAACCAGUA